Chelmon rostratus (copperband butterflyfish) is the source of this 7260-nucleotide messenger RNA. RefSeq names its product dpy-19 like C-mannosyltransferase 3 (gene dpy19l3). Gene Ontology annotation, cellular component: nuclear inner membrane. Bases 618 to 2900 code for a protein of 760 amino acids. NCBI's taxonomy places the organism in Eukaryota, Metazoa, Chordata, Actinopteri, Chaetodontiformes, Chaetodontidae. The transcript is spliced from 17 exons. The record is from RefSeq and is a predicted model, not a curated record. Gene Ontology annotation, molecular function: mannosyltransferase activity.
UUGAAGACGAGGGGAGGCAGAGGUUGGUCUGUGUUUGGGCUCUUGAAGACAUGGAGCAGAGGGAAGCCGAAGCAAGGCCAAUGCUGGACGGACCCUCGCUUGGAUUCUUCAAGUGCCACAUCAGAGAAAUGGGAGUUUUUCAAAGACCCAUAACGAGGAAUUGGUAACAGAGGGAAACGGAGAGAAGAGGAUCGCUGCCUUCUGAGAAGUGAACUAGCUUUCCGGGUAAUGAGCAAUGUGUGAACUUGUUAACCAGGCCUAUUUUCUUUGACCUUAAUUUAAACUGAGGAUUAGCCAUCUCAUCAGAGUUCUUGGUGAAAAGCCAAAGCUUGUUUUGCCUGGAGCAAACUCAAAAGAAGGAUUGGGAAGGAAAUCAGCUGCUCAUUCCCUCAGAGAAAGCUUUUGCGUAUUUCCUUUGGCAAGGAACUUGAAGCGAUUAAAAAGCUAAUUUAUUUGGACUGACUUCAAGAAAAGAAAAACACACCGCAUUUACAUUUAUUGCCGUAAUGGAUUUGGAUCAGUUCUAUAGCUCAACCCAGGAGCAUGCUGUUUAUCUACCUGGAUUCAACUCAUCAAAGGAUCCAAGAACUUAUUGAUAAUCUCCAUCUUCUCAGGCAAUGGAGCUUCGUAAAAGAGCUAAGCCGAGCAAGAUUCAUAAUUUAGGCCUGUCACAAGAUACAGCAGCUGAAGGGAGAUGCAGCAACUUGAUGUGGGGGACAGAAAGGUCUAAUGCCACCCAUGGGGGGGAUACAGGGGCGGUGUCUACGCUUGGAGGAUCCAGUACUUGUUCCGGUUCAGACAUUCUACCCCGGUGGCCUUGGCGACAGUAUGUUUCCAUGGCAGCAGGGCUGUUAUUGGCUGGGCUGCUGGCACUGACUCAGGCCUGGUGUGUCAACGCCAUACACGAGAAUCUGCUGUGGUUCUCUCAGCUCACGGAAGUGGAGCGGGAGAUCUCCUUUCGGACAGAGUGUGGACUGUACUACUCCUACUUCAAGCAAAUGUUGCAGGCCCCAUCCAUACAGCAAGGGCUCUCAGAUUUGAUCCAUGACAACUUGACAGAAUCCAAGAGGACCAUUAAUCUCCUACAGCGAAUGAAUAUCUAUCAAGAGGUCUUUCUCAGUGUUCUCUACAGAUUGUUGCCCAUACAGUCGUAUCUGGAGCCAGUGUAUUUCUACAUUUACACAGUGUUCUCGCUCCAAGCGGUGUAUGUGAUCGCUCUGUACCUCACAGCAUGGCUCCUGUCUGGCUCCUGGCUGGCUGGUACGCUCACCGGGGUCUGGUACAUCCUCAACAGGGUCGAUACCACCCGUGUGGAGUUCACCAUCUCCCUCAGAGAGAACUGGUCUUUGCCCUUCCUGGCGCUGCAGGUCACGGCUAUCACAUGUUACCUCAGGCCUCAGCUCACCGCCUUGCAGCAGAAGGUGAUGGUGUGGUUGAUGUAUGUGACGACAUUCUGUUUCUGUCUGACGUGGCAGUUCAACCAGUUCAUCCUGCUCGUUCAGGCUCUCAUCAUAUACACCCUCGACUGUGUGGACUUCUUAACAACUGCACAGGUGACCACUCUGUACCUUGUUCAAGUGAGCGGUCUGCUGAGUGUGUGGCUCCUCCAGUUCUGUAACUCCAUGAUACUGGGAUCACUAGUCCUGAGCUUCAUCGUCGCCGCGCUCUUCAUCAGACACUGGCAGUCCGGAUUGAAGACAGGAAGCCUGCUGGUUCGUCUGGGGAAGCUGCUUCUCCACAGCGCCGCGGUUCUCCUCCUCGCCUUCACCAUCAACUACCUGGCCAAGAAAGCACUUCAGCUGAGAUCAGACGAACACAUCUUUAAAUUCAUCAAGUCAAAGUUUGCCUUGGGUCCGACGAGGGAUUUCGAUGCCAGUCUGUAUCUGUGUGAGGAGGCCUUCGGCCCGCUGCCCCUCGACACGCUGGAGCGCCUGGCCGGCACGCUGCUGCUGUACCCCUACAUCCUCACGCUGCUGAUGCUCAGCGGCAUGUUGGCAGUGGCUGCACUGCAGAACAUCAGCAAACCUAAAGGCGGGUCAGCUGAGGAGAGGAAAGGAGCCGGGGAGGCGCGAGUGGUGGCCUUUCGUCCAGAUGUGGCCUAUAAUCUGCUGCAUACACUGUUCUACGGCCUCCUGGCUUUCAGCACUAUGAGGAUGAAGUACAUAUGGACUGGCCAUAUGUGUGCCGUCGCGGCCUAUGGCGUGUGUGGGACGGAGUUGUGGACUCUGCUUCUCAACACUCUCCGCUGCAACACUAAAGUUCUGUUAAGGCUUGUCAGAUAUGCAGUUCCACUGGCCGUGAUUGGUUGCCUAUAUUACAAGUUCUGGCCUAAGCUAAUGGAGGAGUUAUCAGAACUGAGGGAGUUUUAUGAUCCAGACACUGUGGAGCUCAUGACCUGGAUUAGCACAAAGACCCCUAAGCAGGCUGUAUUUGCAGGCAGCAUGCAGCUGCUGGCUGGCAUCAAGCUGUGCACAGGCAGAGUUCUCACCAACCAUCCCCAUUAUGAAGAUAAAGACCUGCGGGAGAGGACCAGACAGGUGUAUCAGGUUUAUGCUCGCCGCUCCCCGGAGGAAGUCUAUAGCAUCCUGAGGGCCGCCGGGGCCGACUACAUGGUGUUGGAAAACAGCAUCUGUUACGAGCGGAGGCACAGGCGAGGCUGCAGACUGCGGGACCUGCUUGACCUGGCCAACGGACAUAUCAUGGACGGACCGGGAGAGAACGACCCGGACCUCGUCCCCGCCUCCCACCCUCGAUUUUGUGAGGCCAUCAAGACGGACACGGCGGCUUACACCUCUCUGUUCACCAGAACGUUCCAGAACAAAACCUUCCACGUGUACCGGGUCAAGAAGAAACGCAAGAAAAGUGCCAAGAGCUCGUCGGAGCCCAGCGCGGCUCGGUAGUGAGAACAGAAAGAGGCCAGAGGGGAGAGAGGCGGAGGAGAGGAAGAGAUAAAAGCACUGAAUCCUCGCUGUUCCUCUGCCUCCUCUCUGCACUGUGCCCAGCUGUGAUCAUGCCCAUUAUUUUUUUAACACAUGGCUCUGUGAACUGUGGUGUGAGAGCAGUGGGCUGGUUCAGGCUUGGGGCUGCAUUGUUUUAGUUAGUGGAGUGUGGAAGCACCUGUAGGGGUCCUGCUUUGGGCUGUUCUGUCUCCACCCGCCCUUCUCCCAGCCCUCACUGGUGCAGAUGAGCAAACACAGAAACAACUAUUAGACCUCUCAGCGGGGCCCGGAACACCACAAGCAGCUACUAAUAAUUUAGUUUCAUUUGAAGUAGUCAGUGCCAUUUCUUCACAGCAUCAUGAAAUGAACAAUAUACUAUUCAUCGUUGCUUCCUAAUACUUAGAAUAUUUUGUUUUCUCUUUCAUACAGAGUAGGCUUGAGGUUCAGUAGCAUUUAUCAAAUCUGCUCAUCAUGUCAGAAUCCUUUAAUGCAGUGUAUUACACGUCUGCCAUUGAGCUCCUCUGUGCCAAACAACUAAAGAUUUGUUAAGACAUUUGUUCAGUUUAACAAAUCUUGGGAUUUUAACUAACUGAUCCAAAAUGGAGCUGGCUAUCGAACCCAACCCUAAUUCAGAGUUUUAUAAACUUUUAUGAGCAUAACAUGUUUUUGUUGCCCUGCAGAUCUGACGUAUCAGUUAUAAAGGGGAAAAAAGGUGGACAUGAGCAGACACGAGGGCUCAAAUGAUAACGUGCACACUGCCAGUGAGUUUUCAAUGUUCCAUAUUUGAACAGUGUUGAUUAAAACUCAAGCAAUGGUCUCUCUGUAAAUACCACAUGAAAUAAAACCAUGGAAGACGUCAAGUGGAUUAAAAAAUGUUCCGAAUGUUACUUUGACAAAACGGUUUUAAAUCAAGGUGGAUUCAAAACUUCAGUGGGUGACCUCAGCCGUCAUGAACGGACGGAGAUCUCAGCAGCUGGUAGAGCUCGGUCUCACCAGAGAGUGGCUCAGCAAAUCAAUCUGCAUGCCUUUGUGAAAUACUUGUUUGUAGAAGCUUUGUGCUUCUGGAGGAGCUAGUUGCUGAACUAGGCUACCUUAGCUGGCAACCUAACAACUAAUGCACCAGCUAGUAGCUCCCAGAGCAUCUCUCUGUGUUUUCUGUACUGUGCUGGGGCAUUUUGUUGGUGGGAUUGUGCAUAAUUUCAUUCAAUAAAGAGUGUUCUUAAAAAGAGAAAAAUAAGAUCAUCAACAAGCUUGCUUGGUUGCUAAUGGGACAAUUUCACAGUUUAUUCAAAAGAUGUAUUUGUAGCAUUGACUCCUGUUUCAUGACUGCAAAGCUUUUCUCUUUUGUGGAGCACUUCCUUUGUCUGCCCCUUCAUCUAAGUGGAUAAAUGAGCUUAAACAGAACUAGAUGGUACCACACAGCUAAUCAGCUGCAAUAGCUUCCACCGUUUUGAACUCUGCGGCUCUAAAUUCAUCCAAAGAUCAGCAUCGGCUCGCUAUUGGUUGCAAAUAUGUGGCUGAAAGUUCAACAGAGUUGAAGCUGAAAAAUUCACAUGGAUUAACUUCAUCCCUGCAAGCGAACCCACAGAUCAAGUCCAAUUUUGUGCAGCUUUCAUCCAUAUCACACAGUCUACUGACAGUGCUAUGGAUGGGAAAGAUCCAUGCCCAUGAGAACGGAGCAAACUAUAUCCCCCGGUGAAGACCAUGUGUUGAAAGCUCCAGAAAAAACAGUGGCUCUUGAGUUUGUUAGUUGUUGUUAAAACUUCGUCCCUGCUGGUCUUUUCCAAUUAUUAUUAUUUUUAAAUAGCACACCACUUGACUAAACCCUGACUGUGUGGUAGCGUCCUGUGUGUACUGGAGGUGUAUUUCAUGAAGACAGUCACAGCAGAGUCACUGUAGGGUGGGGGUCUUACUCAGUUGUGGUGUCUGUGGGGACAAGUCGGACCAUUAGCUUGACUCAGCCUGGUCUCAGAUCAGGUAGCACUCUUUAGCUAGGCACAUUUGGCUCUGCGGUAAUAGAUGUUAUCAAUUAGCCCUGAAAAGAAAAACAAAUAAUUCAGUUAGUUUCGAUUCCCACCCUGGUGGGAGGGGGUUCCACCGGGGCUUCAGUGGGUUUCUGCUGUAAAACUGAGGUCAAAGCUGCUACCAAGUGAUAUUUGUGACUGUGUUGUUGUUGUUGUUGUUGUUGUUGUGUUCGCUGUUGGCUCUGUGAUUCUCAGCAGCAGCAGCCUCAACCACCCCCCCCCCCUUCUUUCUCUCUCACACACACACACACACACAUACAUGAAUAAUGUAAGUGGCGAGGAAAUUGCAGCAGGGUGACAACGAUGCUGAUUCCCCGCCGCAAUCCAAAAUAGUUUGUGAGAGUGAGGGGGGCCAACACUUGCAUAUCAAACUGAGGCUUUGUGGUUGGAAAGGAAGGUGGGGAGAAGCAGGAGUGGGGAGGACAGAAAAGACUCAUGUUUAAACAGCAGCAGAGGAGAAAGGAGAGCGCAAGGAAAAAUGUAUUCACAAUGACCUGAACCUCUUCCUCAUCUUCCUCUUCUUCUUUUGAAAAGUGGGAAGGCAGAGGAGGGGAGGGGACUGAAAGGCUGGAGUUGGGUGUGUAAUUAUGGGUUGGCCAGUCAGACUUUCCUGCCACAAUGAGCCGUUAUGUGCGAACGACACACACACACACACACACUUUCCCUCGCCCCCUCACCCCCAGCCUGCCUAUAUUUGUACACUUGUUAAUAAGGACCUGUGUCUUUGAUAAUCCACACACUCGCAGAUGCAAGAACACUGUUGCGGGGCUUUUGAAAACAUGUUGCUUGUUAACUGCGCAGCCUCAUUGUAAUGCAUACCGGUCGGAUCAGUGCGGAACACCACCACCACCAACCCCCUCCCGCCUUCACACUGGAUGUUUAAUUUAGGAGAUGUCUGAUUGCUUUAUUUGAGAGCGAAGUGAUUCCAUUAUGUUUGCCUGAUAAGAGUGUACUAAUAUAUUUUUUUUCCAGCAUAAUUUCCAUACAUAUUGGGAUUAGUAGAUCAUGCGGAGGCGCGCCGUCUGCCUAUGGUUUUCUUAAUGAAAAGAAGACUUGAAAAAAGCAAUUGACUUGCACGCACAUAUAGAAUUCAGCUCAAUACUCCAUUUAGGCUCGUUUUUAAAGAACUAGCCGAUGUUGCUGAAACAAAUGUGGCCAUUUCAAUUCAUAUCUUUGCCUUGGAAAUGAAGUGGGGGGAGGGGAUCGGUCAGAUCAGAAUCUGUAUCUGUAUUCUUCAAAUUAAAACAAUUUCCUUCUACACAAAUCUAUUUUUCUCAUUUUGAACAUUUCUUACUUUGCAUCUUGCACCUUGGUUUUAUAUCUUUUUGAAUGUUUCUAAUGCUCCUAUAAAUUGUGGGAUCAAUAAUCAUUGGAACAUGGAAUUUUAAACCUUUGCGUGUAAAUAUGUCCCUGAACAGCCUCCGCUGUUAUGGAGGAGCACCUUCUGGAACCAGAUUGUAGGGACUUGUUCAGCCAUAAGAGCAUUAAUGAGGUGGGAUACUGAUGUAAGGUGAUCAACCCUGGCCAUUCAGAUCUACCCAAAUGGUGUUGGAUGGGGUUGAGGUCAGGGCUGUGCAGACCCACACCAUUUAAAAAGGCUGUAGAGCAGAAGUACACAGCAUGUGUAUUUUGGCCUUGAAGUGUACUCUGUCGGUCAUGUCUUUAUGGUUGUCAAUCAUGAUGUGAUUGGGCUCUAAAGAUUGAGUGAUGUUGGCUGGUUGGUUGUUUUUUUACCAUCGGGAUCUGAAACAUGCUAAAAAGGAAAAAGUGGGAGAGAAUCUGGGGUAAAUGCUGAAGCUUGGUUAAAAAUGCGGAUUUACCCAUCAUUUCAGUGUAGGAUCAUUUUGUUUGAAUGAACUGCAUUCUCUGGAAGCAUCUAAACAGAUGAUCCCACUGAGCCGGUGACAUGGAACUACAUUAAAUCCAUUUCUGAAUAUGAACUGUCCACAUGGAGCAAAUGGGUCUAAAUAAAAUGUGUGUGGCAACACUAUAUAUUGCACACAGAGGGGACUGACAGCCAACAUGUAGGUCACUCUUAAGUACACACUGAGGUAAAUGCAAGCAACUGAUGCUCCUUAAAGGCUACAUAAUUGCAGAAGAGAAGCUUAUGACCCUGAACAUCAUCUUCAGCACAAGUACCAUUUCCUCUGACCAAUAAGGACAUCUGUCAAUAGCGGAAACCAUCUGCUUCUGAGUUUGUUUGAAAGAGGAGAGCUGUGUUAUGCUCGUGAGUGCUUUUGGUCAUUUUUCUCCGUUUUCCAAGAAUCCACGGACAUGUUGCACAGCUGUGUUUUCUA